Molecule: messenger RNA, 4620 nt
Organism: Schistocerca nitens (vagrant locust)
Lineage: Eukaryota; Metazoa; Arthropoda; Insecta; Orthoptera; Acrididae
Gene: not
Product: ubiquitin carboxyl-terminal hydrolase 22
Exons: 9
Coding region: 476-2110 (544 amino acids)
Biological process (GO): protein deubiquitination
Molecular function (GO): zinc ion binding; cysteine-type deubiquitinase activity
Source: RefSeq, a predicted model, not a curated record
UUGGUUAUCUCAAGGAGAAAGAAGUUUUCGCAUUUCGUUAUCCCAUUCAUAAUCUUUUGUACGAUAAAAUAAUUGAUGUAUCACAGACAUUUACAUCUAAACUGACGAACUAUACAAUUUUUUUCUCAUAAUUAGGGGGAACAGACAUCAGUACAAUUUUUCCUGCAAUGUGACCGCUGGUGACUGAGAACGUUACACACAUGUGGUGUUUACUAAUACAAAGCAUAUCAUUGAAAUAAAUUGAACGUUUCACCUCUCAUACCCAUGUGCCAAUGAUACAUCUAUAUUUUAUGUAAUUUAUGUACAUAGCUUAGUUAAUAACUGUUAAACACGUAAGUUGUGACAACAAGUUCCGCUUUUCGUCAUUAGAGGGGGAAAUGGCUAAGUUUCGCCGGGCGAGGUAAAGACGGUGGUCGCAAGCUGCAUGUAAACAAUUGCAAGCUGUGUCCAUUUAAAUUUUUGGGACAUUUUGGAGAUGAGCGAAAAUGGAUGCACUCAUCUGAUAAGUUUUAAAGCUUCUAAGGGAACCAAGGCUUACAAAAUAGUGUAUUCUUGCCUCGUAGCGUGCUCGUCAGCUGAGGCCCGGAGAAGAAAGGCAAUAGCAAGUCAGUGUACGGUGUGCAAGUACGGUGGGCCUCGGUUACAUUCAUGCUUGCAUUGUAUUUAUUUUGGGUGUAUUGUACGUGGUCACAUGCAGGAACAUGCGAAAGUGAAAAAACAUUUCUUAGCUGUGGAACUAACUUAUGGAAUGGUGAUGUGUUUCCAUUGUGGCGACUAUAUUUAUGACAAGGAAUUAUCUAGUAUAGCACUAGAGAAAGAUGCACAAGUUUUCAAGAGAAUUGGACUGUCUGUACCAUACAGACCAUGGGAACCGAGUGCAUAUGAUAUCCGUCUGCUGCGAAAUAACCCGCACAGAAGGCAUAUACUAGAGGACACAACCAUUGGUCUCAGAGGCCUAAUUAACUUAGGCAAUACAUGUUUUAUGAACUGCAUUGUACAAGCAUUAACUCACACACCUUUACUGCGAGAUUAUUUCUUAGCAGGAAAACAUGUUUGCCAGUUUCGUGAACAACCUGGUCGGUGUUUGGUGUGUGAAGUUUCUAGGCUCUUCCAGGAGUUUUAUUCUGGUAAGAAGACACCUUUGACAUUACAUCGUUUGCUGCAUCUUAUCUGGACGCACGCACGCCACCUAGCUGGUUACGAACAGCAAGAUGCGCACGAAUUCUUCAUAGCUGCGCUCGAUGUCCUUCAUCGUCACUGUAAGGGCACCAGUCCUCUUCCCACAAGCAAUCCACAUCACUGCAAUUGCAUCAUAGAUCAGAUAUUUACAGGUGGUCUGCAGUCAGAUGUUGUCUGCCAAGCUUGCAAUGGUGUUUCAACUACAAUUGAUCCUUUCUGGGACAUCUCUCUGGAUUUGGGACCAGCUGCAGUGGCACAGAGUGGAACAACAGAAGGUGGAACAAUAUCACAGCAUCAACAACAGCACCACCAACAGUUGUUGCAGCAGCAACAUUCACAGCAAAGUCAGCAGCAGCAGUUGCAACAGCAGCUGCAGCAGCAGCCACAAGAACAGCAGCAGCAGUCUGCACAGUCUGAACCAACCUCUUUACUUGACUGUCUUGAAAGGUUUACAAGAGCUGAACACCUGGGGUCAUCCGCGAAGAUAAAGUGCAGUAACUGCCAGAGUUAUCAGGAGUCUACUAAGCAGCUCACUAUGAAGACUUUACCUGUUGUGGCGAGCUUCCACUUAAAGCGAUUUGAGCAUUCCAGCCGUUUUCAUAAAAAAAUAUCUACAUUCAUUGCUUUUCCGGAACAUUUAGACAUGACACCAUUUAUGUCACACCGCCGUAAUCAUAAUCACAGCUGCAGUACAGGAACCAACAACAGUAGCUGUCGGAAUGUUUUGGGUGAUAACAGGUAUUCUCUUUUUGCUGUGAUAAAUCAUCUGGGUUCACUAGAUGCUGGCCAUUAUACAGCAUUUAUUCGUCAACAACGGAACCAUUGGUUUAAAUGUGACGAUCACCUUAUAACAAAAGCAAAUAUCCAGGAAGUGCUGGAUAGUGAAGGUUAUCUUCUGUUUUAUCACAAACAGUUCCUUGAAUACGAAUGAAGGUGAGGGAUACAUUAGCCCGACACUGAUUACAGUAUUAUUACCAGAUGUGCAUUCUUCAGUUGAUAUUAAUGUUGUGCAUGACAUUUCAUGAGAAAGAUCAUGAUAUACACAGUGUAACUAGAAGACUGUGUGCACAGUUGACCACUUCGGUAAACUUUGGUUCGAAGAUAAUUGUGAUACUCAUACUUCAUUUUUUAUUUCGUGGGACAGAAGUUUGAAGUUUUGUUGUUUUAUAUUGAACCUGUACUUACAGUUGCCUUCAUAUAGAAGGUGUCAUGUGAUUUUGCAUUAAAAAAUAUACCCAGAUAUGAGAAACUUUGAAACACUAACGUACCUGGUGCAGAACUGCCAUUUCUCUGUGUUUGUAUUUGUAUUUGUGUGUGUGUGUGUGUGUGUGUGUGUUUUAGAAAGAGAGAGAGAGAGAGAGAGAGAGAGAGAACAUACAAAAUCAUUUGUAUGUACCAUUGUAUUAAAAUGAGAAACAAGUAUCUUAAAAAAAUUCUGUAAAUUUGUGGUUUAUGUACUUCCAUAUUUGUGUAAUUUAACAUAAAUCAGAACAUUUAUUUAUUGUAUGUAAUGGAGUAGUGAAGGUAUACCCUACCUUGAUAAAGUGGAUGUGUGGUAUAAUUUUAUGCAAGGGGUUGUGGGAGCAGGUAGAGAGGAGAGUCAAGGUGCCACGUUUGUACCAGUGCCCAUAUAACAUAAAUGGAUGUCCUCAGUGUUUUAGGUGGAGGAAAAAAAAACACUUUCUGGCUCAGGUAUUACAUUAACUCUUUCAUGUACUUUGUUUCGGGGGCAAGGAGUUUUCUUGCUGGGUUUAUUAUAAUAUCUUUAUUGCACUCAUUUGUUAACAUUUUAUACAGAAAAUUAUCAGGUACUUCCUUUAUUUAGCAAUAAUAGUCCUUAACUGUCCCUUUAAUAUGAACAGAAUUUUAGUGUCAUUAUUUGAAGAUUUGUCACCUGCAGGUGAACAUCAGAGCUUUCAACAGAGUUAAACUUGACUUUUGUCUAUGAUUCAUAAAAUUAUUAUGUUAGUAAUAAUCUAUAUUUUUCAAAUGUAAAUUAUAUUCUGAGUUAAUUUCUGCCUCAAUGGCAGAAACAGCCUCAACCAUGUUUGUUACUUUUGUUUUAGCAUGUAUAACAAACAGCCUAUGUGUUCAUGCAGCUGAAUGUGUGCUGACAGGCUCUUUAUUUAUCCCCCCCUCCCUCUAUCUUAUUUAUUCCCCCCCCCCCCCUUUCUUUCCUUGCAAAAGAUUUCCACAUACUGCCUGAAGUACAUAUGGGUGCAUAAAAGUAGAUUUUUGGAAUAAAUAAAAUAAGGUAUAAUCGUCAUUUCAAGUGUUAUGUGACUCAGAUAUCAUCAAAACUCUCUUGCUGCUGAAUUACAGUGUAUGGUUUAAGAGAGAUAACAUAAUGCCACAAAUGAAUUUUGUAGGAAUGUGUUGUUGUUAAUUGAGGAAAUAUAAUAGAAAUUCCGAGUAAAAUGGCAAAUUAAAUACUUAAUUUUUGUAAUUACAACAGUGGCAAGUUGUGGUACUAUCAUAUUUAUGGGAAAAAUUACUAGUAAGUAAAUGAGAGACUUAAAAAUGUAAAUUCAUUCUCAUACUGCACAAGUAAAUUCUUGUACCCAUUCAUUCUAGUGUGAAUUCAUGCAUAAUGUUAAAGUUAAUAAUUAUUCAGAGCACAGAAAAGAGCAAGAUCAAUGUCUAUUGCAUAUUUUGGCAAUUUCAUUGUGAGUUUGUAAUUUCUCUUAAUCUUUCUGGUCCGAGUCACUUCCUGCAAGGAAACAUUACUUGAAAAAUAAGAGAUAUAAUUUUUUAAGGUAAAAGAACAUUUUUGGUUAGGCUUUACCAUGAUUUAUUGAUGUCAAUUGAAAGAAAAUGGUAACAGGAAACUUCUUGUGUCAUUCAAAGGUAUGGUGGUGAAUGUAGACAGGCCACACUCUUUCAUAUAACAUUUUGAUAGCAUUUACUUAAUUAAAUAAGUGAAUCCUUACACUUGACUGCUUAUUUUUUUGCAAUAUGUUUCUUGAAUUCAAAUUUUCCCAGUUGACUGUAAAACACUUAAAUAAGAGACCUGGAAAAUGUUAAUGGUAGAUUAUGUACAUAGUGAUUCCUCUACUGCUUCCCUGUGAAAUUGCUCAUUUUUAAUUUUUGCUAUAUUUUUACUACAAAAUGUAGAUGUAUAUACACAUUUGUGAAGUGUAAUGAUUUGUGCAUUUUUGCCUUCAUUAUAUCACAUUAAAAGGUCUCAUUUGAAACAUGUUCAUUUCAGUAUACUUAAGAAAGAAGCUAAUGUGGACUUAACGCAGUCGUAUACUGACAUGGUUGUGAUUGUUCUCUUGUAGUUCCUUUAUUGAGACUUUUUCUCCUUAACUGAGAAAACACUGGUAUUUCAGAGAUGCUCAAAAUAUUAAAUUUAAAUUUGGAUAUUUUACACUAGCCUUUACAAAGAACAUUUGAUACAAUAACACUAAUUAUUUCUUUUGUAGCACACAUGUGCAUUCA